Molecule: messenger RNA, 4662 nt
Organism: Talaromyces rugulosus
Lineage: Eukaryota; Fungi; Ascomycota; Eurotiomycetes; Eurotiales; Trichocomaceae
Exons: 3
Coding region: 1-4662 (1553 amino acids)
Molecular function (GO): guanyl-nucleotide exchange factor activity
Source: RefSeq, a predicted model, not a curated record
AUGGCUACUAUUACGAGCUCCCUGGCGGAGCAGCCGCUCGAGCAGCUGGCGCUGUACCAUGUCGUGGAUCCCUACCUGUCGUCUGUGUUCGUUUUCUACGGCUCCGUUGCGACUGCCAGCAGUUCUCGAAACCAAGCCCAUGUCUUCACAGCUGCCGGCAUUAAAAGCUAUCCCCGCAUCAUCGUCUCUCCCGCAGCUCCUCUCUAUGUCGCCGUCAACCACCUCCCACGAGAGAAACAAGGCGACGAAGUCUGCCGUGGUCUGGCUGUUAGCCUCCUCAAAUAUUUUAAAGACUUGCCUACGCCGGCCAAAGAGUGCAUGACCCUGCUUGCGAAGGCCGGCAAAGCUUCCGGGAGAAUUCCGAAGAUGUUCGAAGAAACUCACGCCGCUGAGCUGGCCAAUCGCAUGACCAAAAUAACAAAUACUGGCGAUAUCGUGCGCGAUCUCCGAGAUGCAUAUGACGACAAAAAGGCGCCAUGGAUCGAUUUGGACGUCGUAAUGCCACCGGGCUCGAUCAUACAACCCGAGCCAGAAAACGACAAAAAGGCAGCCGAGCCGGACGAAGCUAUCGAUGAUGGCCAGGCUAGUGGACAAUAUGGGAAAUAUGCCCCGUUGAUUGAAGCUCUUGGUGAUCCGAUCUUUCUUCCUACCUCCCGUCUUCGGCGAGCACCAUCUCAGCCAACAAAUCUCAGCAGGUCCAAGGUGUUUACAAAAAGCCAAAAGGAAUCGCUACGGCUCGCCAUGUGUGAGGUCGUCGAUACUGAAGAACGUUAUGUGAGCAAAGUUUACGACUUAGUCCACAAUGUUGUUCAGGAAUUCGAACACAAAGCCCGUUCAAAAGCCGUAUCUAGCUCAAGUCCGGACGAGACUGCCCUAGCCGAACUCUUUCCACCCUGUCUCAAUGAAAUACUGGAAGUCAACAUGGGCUUUCUUGAAGUGAUACGGCAGAUUUUGGAAAACACCGAGCAUGAAGCUAUAGCAGAUCUCGCACAAGAUACCGACCUACAAUCUUCAGCGUCCUGGCGCAUUCAAUCAAAGCAAGGAAAAGAUCCAAUGGGCACAAUCGCAUUUGCGAAUGCGCUGAUCGAAUGGUUCCCCCGGUUCGCUACGCCAUACGCCGAUUACAUGAAAGCGCACACCGGAUUCACGCAGACCUUGAAUUCUUUCUUGAAAGAUGACAAGACCAGUUUCUCUCGACGAGUUUACGAGACUGGCGAGCAGAAGCUGCGCUCUUUACUCAUGGAGCCUGUCCAGCGACUGCCCAGGUAUAGCCUACUCAUUGAUGCCAUGACGAACAACAUUCCGUCGGUCCAUCCUUCUGUAAGACUCUUUCUCAAGGCCCGGGAUAUUAUCAAGGAAAUUUGCUCCCUCGAUACUCCAGCAAACACCGACUACAUGCGGAGCCUGAGACGUUUAAUGAGCAUGGUCGAGUUUUGGCCACCUUCUGUUGUCCCUCAAGGUCGGCUCAUAAAUGCAAUCGACUCUUCCGAAGUUCUCCCGCCAUAUCGUGCGGGAGAUCAAGACCUAUCCAACAAUAACACCAUGAUGCUUCUCUACAAGAACUGUCUCGUAUUGCUAUCACGGACCCCAGGAAGCAACAUGACAGCACGCGGUCUAUUAUCGGAGGUUGAAAAUCAAGCUGCUACUGUUACCACAGGCGAAAAACCGUUGUCGCAACCGAGCCCGCAGUUUCGUUUUAUCAGGUCGUUUGACUUGGCGACCUUGUUCUGUUUGCAAUCGUCUAAUGGCAGCAUCUUGUAUCUUAUGCCCAGUAACACUCAGCCCACUGGUUCUCUUGGAUCGGCACAAUUAACACCGCAUGCUCUGCAAUUAUCGGGGAUGUAUGAAGGGCGAGCCAGUCGGCUCAUAGAAGAAAUUCUCAAAGCCAAGAUUGAGGGUCGAUUCUCCGAGAAAGAACGUGAGAGUGCCAAGUGGACGCUACGGAGUCCUACUGUGGUACCUGGAAGUCUAGGAAUCAUCGCUCCUGUGUUUGAAGAGGACCCUAAUGGGCUGAUGCAAAGAACUGGCCAUUCAAAGGCCCGAAUAGUGUUUGAUACUCCUAAAGUCAUAUGCAUGAAGACUUUAGAGAAUGCGUCCGUUGAUGUGAUUGUCUCUGUGGCAUUGACUGAGGAUAGUCGGUACAGACUGGAAAUUAAUACUGCUUCUGGCCUCAACGCUGUGGAAACUGUGACCGUUGAUGAAUUCAUAUCAACCCUCUUAACAAGGCUUUGCUCCAUUCUUCCAGCUAUAUAUCAUCCGCAAAACCGCAGCUUGACAGAAACUCUAGUUUACUCGAAUAUGGAUAUACUUCGCCAAGUUGGAAAUCAUAUCAUAUCUCAGACGAAAACUUCUCGUGGAUUCCGGCCUCCAUCCCCUACGAAACUUAUUUCAAAUCUAUGGGGCGGUGGCAGUCAGACAAAAGAUGCUCCCUCGCUAUCAAAGGCGUUUAAUCCGAACUUGGCUCUAAAUGACAUUCCGAAGAUGGCCCCCAAGUCCUCAGCACGACCAACAACGUCGCCUGCAGCACUAGAUGAGGCCCCUCCCAAAAUCUCUAUUAUUGCACCGCAGCAUGCAAAUGAAGAUGAUCGCCUUCGAAAUUUGGAACAAACAUUUUCCUCUUACAUCCUUGCUCUACGCUCACGAAGUGGUAAUAUAGUUGGCCGUACCUUACGAGGAAGGGCCGGCGCGGACAAAACUAUGGUCAACGAACUCUACAAUGUUCUUAUUGAAGACUCUAGCAAGCUCCAAGCGGCCGCAGAAGUUCCUGUAGAUGUUCUUUUUGUGGCUUUUGAGACCUUCGUUGCCAAUGCUUGGAGCGAUGAAAUCGGACCAAUCCUCUCGUCUGAUAUUCUCGUAGCUAUCCAAAAUAGCUUUGAUUCCUCAUUUCCCAAAGACUUUGAAGAAUUCUUCCGGCGAACUAUCACCGAAAUAAGUCCCCAAAACAAUCGCGCGUUGAGUGCAAUGGUUCGACUUCUAGCUGAACUUCUAGAUGCCUCCGGAAACGAUGGCGAUCGAGGUGCAUUGACAGCCGCAUUUGCAGAAAUUCUUGGUAGCAAUGAUGCGCCAAUGCAGUACAUAUCCCUGCUCGAUCGUUUAGUUGAGGAUUAUGAUAACCUCUUCGAAGAAAAUCCCAGCGGAUCAAAGUCAAUUGAGACUACUCCCAGCAGACCUUUAUCAUCCCAUACAGGCUCAAUAGGUUCUAACGCAUCGUCAUUCCGAAAAAGAUUUGGUUUCGGCUUGCAUCGCGAUAAUUCAACUCGGUCCGACGGGGAGAGUAAAGUUAGCUCACUCAUACGAACACUGAGCAAAACGAAGAAUAUUGCCAACGACAAUGACGGGAGGAUAACACUAUCUCGCUCUAGGUCCACGGACACAGAUUCGAGGCUAGCGGAUCUUCUACGGCCGACAACACGCGAACGGCCCCCAAUAUAUGGUGCUUUCCGGUCAGAAGAGAGUAUUCGACGUCCUGGAAGCUCCCAUGAUGAUAGCUUCAUUUUACAUUCUAUUGACGAGCGGCCUUCUACGCCGCAGAGGGAACCUGGACGCAGGAAGAAGAGGCGUAGCUCGCUGUCUGACCUUCCUGGUUUUACAACGCCUACGCGGCCGGCAGCGCUGUCCCCAAUUGAUACCCCGAAACCUCUGACGCCCGCAUCUACAAAGCCUCGUCCUCAAUCCGAAGUCAUUUCUAGCCUCCAAGGGAUACAGAUGCAUGACAGUCCUGCCACUGAAUCCCCUAGUCGAAUUCCUCAAACGCCGCACUCUCCGAAUCGUGUUUCUCCAACCAAACGGCUUGGGUCCCCAAUAAGACGUCCUACCUCGCCUGUCCGUCAAGGGUCGCCAACUCGCAAGGAGAAUGCACAACCGCGUUAUAAACUGACCGAACGAGCUGUCAAUAAAAAGAGCGAUGGCCCGAUAUCGCCUUUAUACACUCGAAAGAAACGUUCUGAGACCCUUACCAAUAUUCCUCAACCAGCGAAGAUGACAUUGCAACCCAAGGAUCGCCCGCUUACUUCACAUGGUUCGGAAUCGGGUACGAGGCGUGACCAGCCCUGGUCAUCUCCCCAAAAGCCUCAAAGACUGCGACUGCAAAGUCCUCAAAAGCUUCGAGACCGGAUCCAAAAUGAAGCACUGGCUCAGAGCAAUGGCGAGUCUACGUUCCAGGCUGAGUUGCAGCUUAUUAGCAAAGAGAUCUCCGCCUUGAUGCAGCCGUCCUCACCAACCAAGCAACGUCAGCCUAUAUCAUCUGAAAUGACUGCAGCUGGGAACAUUAUGAGCCGUGUGCGGAGUUUAGAAAACAAAUUCACGACUUUCAGCACCGACAUGAGUGACCGGACGGCAGCUUUGCAGAAAGACCUAGAAAGCUCAUUGAUUGUUAGCGAGAAACGAGCCAAGAAGUUGGACGAGCUCUAUCGUGAGGCGAGUGCUGAAAAUGAGGCACUUUAUGAGAAGUUCAACACCGAGCUCAGCAAGGUUGUCAAAGAUGUCCGGGCGGGUAAAGGGGAAGAUACUUUGAAGACGCAACUCAGAGAUGCGUUGGAGGAACUUGGACGGGUAAAGAAAGAAAAUUUGAGGCUGAAACGAGAAGUUGGGGGUCUCAAGGCUGUUCGGGCCGACACUGACUUACCAGCUAGAAUACCUGGAGAUGGGAACGAGGCACCAUAG